Messenger RNA from Phlebotomus papatasi, 1551 nucleotides. RefSeq names its product farnesyl pyrophosphate synthase-like. Gene Ontology annotation, cellular component: cytoplasm. NCBI's taxonomy places the organism in Eukaryota, Metazoa, Arthropoda, Insecta, Diptera, Psychodidae. The transcript is spliced from 5 exons. Bases 74 to 1144 code for a protein of 356 amino acids. Gene Ontology annotation, molecular function: dimethylallyltranstransferase activity; (2E,6E)-farnesyl diphosphate synthase activity. The record is from RefSeq and is a predicted model, not a curated record. Gene Ontology annotation, biological process: trans, trans-farnesyl diphosphate biosynthetic process.
AAGAAGCGUUUCACGAAAUAUAGUAAAGUACAAGUUAAAUUGUAGUGAUCAAGUACAUUUGAGACCAAACAAGAUGCCUGGAGUGUAUGAAUCUCAAGAGAAAGAAAUGCAAAAGAAAGAGGAGCAGUUUUUGAUACAUUUCCAAGAUAUCGUCGAGGAACUAAAAGAGGCGGUAAAUUUUCACGAUACAAGUGGACUUGCUUCAAAGCACAUUGAACGCAUACUUAAAUAUAAUGUAGCAGAUCUAGCAGAUCCAAAUGGAAUAAUAUGUGGUGGUCUUAUUAUAAUGAGUACCUUCGAGUUAUAUGCACCAACGGAUAUGCAAACAGAAGAAAAUAUUAAAUUAGCCUCAUAUUUGGGAUGCUGUUUUGAAAUGCUUAGGGCAGUGGCCUAUAUUGUGGAUGAUAUUAUAGAUAGCAGCGUUACUAGACAAAAUAAAACUUGUUGGUACAAGUUGGAAGAUAUUGACUUAAGUGCUAUCAAUGAUGCAUUUAUGCUUGAAUCAUCAAUGUAUUUUAUUCUAAAGAAACAUUUUAGUCAUCUUGACUGUUACGUCAAGAUCGUUCAGUUAUACAGAGAAAUAGUUUUUGUUGGCAGUAUUGGAGAACAUUUGGAUAUCCAGACACAAUAUCAGGAUUUCACGACCUUUACAAUGGACCAAUAUAAGAAAUUAGUUCAAAAUAAAACGAUAUACCCAGGAGGAUACAUUCCAAUGACUAUAGCAUUGCAUUUCGCUGGCGUUACUGAUCCUGAUAUUUUUCAAAAAACGAAGUCUAUGUGCCUGGCGUAUGGAGAACUUUAUCAAUUUCAGAACGAUUUCAACGAUUGUUAUGGUGACCCUGAGGUUAAUGAUAACAUAGGAAAGUACAUUGAGGAAGGAAAGUGCACAUGGUUAGCUGUAAAAUUCCUAGAAAUAGCUACACCUGCUCAGAAGGAAAUAUUCAAAGAGAAUUAUGGGAAGACUGAUCCUUGCUGCGUAAAAAAAAUUAAGCAACUGUACGAUGAACUAUCUAUUCGAGAUAUUUGUAUUAAACACGAAACAGAUAGCAUUGAUAUGAUACGCAAAAACCCGGAUUUUUUUGGCAAAAUAGCAAAUGUGUUUGAGUAUUUUUUUGUUAAACAGUCCCAGAGAUACAACAAUUAAAAUGCGACCAUUUAUUGGUUAAUGAUAUUUUAAGAAUAGAAGAGGUGAAAUAAUAUUAAUUUUAAUGUUUUUGAUGUAGAUUUAAGUUUUACCGAAGUUGUUGUAAUCAUUUGAAAGGAAAAAAAAACGACGCAAAGAUUGAAUGGAAUACCGGAUUGUCAGGGAGAGGAUUCAUUCAAAGGAAUGCACCAACUUUUUCCAGAGCUUUCGGCUCAAAUAUCAAGCCUUCAGUGGUCAAGACUUAGGUUGUAGGCUCGAAAAUUGAACGAAAACCUCUAGAAUAGCUUGAUCCAUUUAUCUUUGAGUGGUUCCUAUCCCCAGAUGAACAGUGGUAUCCUCGUAAUAGAAAAGAAGAAAAACGUUUGUCAAGCUUGAAAACGAAAAUACAGUCAAAAAAAUUAAAUGUA